UGUGUGUGUGUGUGUAUGUGUGUGUGUGCGAGCGAGGGAGGGAGGAAAGGAUAGCGAGAGAGAGUUUGUCCAGGUGCUGGAGUGGGCAAACGGAAAUCAGCCACAGGACUCUGUAGCAGCUCUUUGAGAGAGAGAGACAGAGAGAGCCGGUCCCUAGCUCUGAGACAGGGUCCCCCCGCGAAAAACAUGGAGACAAGAUGCUGAGGGCCCACUAAAAGCCCCCUGACUGAUACACUGGCAAAACGGACACACAGUCACACUGCGGGACAAGGCCGGCGUGAACGCCAUGGUGGCUGAGGAGGUCAUUAUCACCCUGUCCGGCGGAGCGCCGUGGGGCUUUCGGCUACAGGGAGGUGUGGAAUGCCAGAAGCCCCUUCAAGUGGCCAAGGUACGGAAGCGGAGUAAGGCAUGCCGAGCGGGUCUCCGAGAGGGGGACGAACUGGUCUCCAUCAACGAGAGCCCAUGUGGAUGCCUCUCCCAUGCCCAGGCAAUGACCCUUAUCGACAGCUCUCCCGGCACCUUACACAUAAGAGUCAAGAGGGCUCCAGCUGGUUUCCAGUCGGUGGUCCUCCUGCCCCGCGCCCCAUCGCCCCGAAUCGAUAAAGAGUACCGCGCCGCGCUGAGAGACAUGUCCCCCUCCGGCUCCAGCAGACACCAGCAGACGGCCGUGCGGCAGGUCCACAGAGGCUCCUUCCUGUCCCCUACUGGCACUGGCACGAGCCGCAGCGGCCUCACCUCCCCCCCAGGCAGUGAGGCGUACUACGGCGAGACGGACAGCGAUGCCGAUGUGGUGGCCCAGGAGCGACAGAGGCGCCAGAAGCGACGCAGCCCCAGCAACAGUGUCCCAGGCAAGGCUGGCCGCGCAUCCCCCGAGGGCGGUGAGACUUCGGAGAUGAGCGGUUACGACAGCGCGCCAGACCCGUCCUUCGGUUGCCCGGAGAUGCUGCCGGGCGUGGCUCGCCGGGAGGUCAUCUACCAGCCGCCUCCGUCCACCGCCUGGUCCUCGCAGACCUCCACAGAGACAUCAUCCAUGAGCGCAGACGACCAGGGCCCCCAGGAGGACAGCGGCUUUCAGGACCUGCACAACGUGCCCCUGGUGUCCCCGGAGAGGGCCAAAGAGGCCCUGAUGCUGAGCUCCCGCGGGCAGUUGGUACCCAUGGUAGGGCCUUUAGACGUGCCCGUGGAUGAAGAACUCACCGUGACAUACAUGGAUAAGGCCAAGCAAGCGAAACUGAACCGUGGUGAUACAGGCCAAGACAAGCAAGUGAAAGAGGCGCGUACUAAAUGCCGCACCAUCGCCUCACUGCUCACAGAUGCCCCGAACCCCCACUCAAGAGGUGUGCUGAUGUUCAAGAAGCGUCGGCAGCGCUCCAAGAAGUACACCCUCACCAACUUUGGCAGCGUGGACGAGGAAUUGCGGCAGGACUCUCAGGAGGAGGAAGACGGCAUGUUCCCGGGUAGCGAGUCCGAGUUUGAUGAAGACGGCUUCUCUGCCGCACCGGAUCCGACUUGGGACAGCGACUAUAUGGACAUGCUGGAGAGACGCUCGGCCAGUGCAGUGGGCCAUACUGAGGAGGCUCCCAGCCCAGGGCUCACCGGCACCUCCGGCAAAGGGGCUCAGCUGUUUGAGCAACAGCGGAAGAGGGCAGAUGAGCAUGCCAAGAGAGCAGCCAUUGCACAGGCCCAGACACAGGCGCAAGUGCAAGCGCAAGUGCAAGCUCAUGCUCAUGCUUCAGCACAGCUACAAGGACAGAUGCAGAUGCAGAGCCAGAUGCAACCAGAGGUGCAGGCAGACACUGUACCUGUGCACAUCCAGGCAUUCACACAGCCAGUUACCCAGCCACUCACACAGCCCGCUCCCCAACCACAACCUCAGCUAAUGCAAGUACAGCCUUCCCCCCAGCCCCCACCAGUUGCUCCUAAACCUCAACAGCAUCUAAGAGAGGCCAUGCCACCCACACAGAACCCCCCUACCAUACCUCCUGCUCCAGUUGUAGCUGCUCAGCCUCUUUCAGUGGUGACCAAUGGAGAUGCCAUCAUACCCCAGGGCAAUGUCAUGUCACUAGCCCCACUGGCAACAGGCCCAGCAGUGUCCACUCUCACAGCCCCAUCUCCGACUCCACUUCCAGAGCUUCCCUCAAGCUCAGUUCUGAACCGGACAGCUCGGCCAUUCGCUCCAGGUUUCAUCAGCAACCGUGCUGCGACUGCACCAGUUGUCUUCCGCCCCUCUGUGGCUAAAAAGUCCCCCCGGCCUGUCUCUGUGGCUGUUGUGCAACAUCCCUUCCCUGCAGCUGAUGAAAGGGCCAUAACUGCUGUCUCUUUCCCUGCCUCUUUGUCUGCUCCUUCUCUUGCCCCUGCUCCUGCCCCUAAACCUGCCCCGCCUCCUCCAGUGAUGGUUCCCAGUACUGCUCCAAUGGCCAUUACUAUGGUUCCACUUUCUGCUCCAGUUGUUCAGGCUGACUCCAGUAUCCCACUAGGACCCAUGAGUCCUCCAGUCUCUUUAGUUCCUGCUGUACCUAUCCCAGCCCCAAUACUCAUCUCUGCUCCUGCCCCAAUACCCAUCUCUGCUCCAGCCCCUAUACCCAUCUCUGCUCUUGCCCCCAUGCCAGUUUCUGCAACCAUCCCUGCUUCUCCUCAGCUUGCCAGGAUAUCCUCCUCUGUAGAGAACAUUCAGGCAGCCUCCAUGGCCAUCCCUCCUCCAGUGCCGCCAAUAGAACCACCUGCUCCUGUAGCACCAGUUGCACCUGUGGCACCAGCUACUAUGGCAAUGCCUGUACCACCUUCACCCCCAGCCUCUGCUCCAGCACCUGCACCAGCUGCUGUCUGUAGCUUUGACCUCCCAGCAUCACCGCCAGUUAUGCCCCAGUCCAGACUGAGAGGCACCACAGCAGGGGGACGCACUGGUAUCUUGGAGGAUGCCCGUCGGCGGAGCUCAGGCAGGCGCAUGUUCCAGAAGCCCGAGGACAAGAAGAACUCACCCAACCCCACACUGCUGUCCAUGGUGCAGAACCUGGAUGAGAGACCAAGACACAGGUAUUCAGAUCCUGUCUCAUAUGAUUACAACGAAGAGGACACGGAGGAAGCUGGGGGUAAAGUUCCUCCACCGGUGGCCCCAAAACCACGCAUCAUACCUGAAGUCUCCCAGAUCCCCCAAGCAGAAGGGAAGGGGGCUGAGCUGUUUGCCCGCAGGCAGAGUCGGAUGGACCAGUAUGUGGUGGACUCGCCAGUCUCACCAACCUACCCACCCCAGCCGGCCCCCCAGCCAUACACAACAAAUAUACGAGACUCAUCACCUACUCAGUCUCUUCCUUCACAGUGGAAAUAUUCCCCCAAUGUCCGCGCUCCUCCACCUAUUGGCUACAACCCCUUGCUUGGUCCCAGUUUUCCCAUGGGACCUCAGCAUGAUAAUGCUAGAUCAUCAGAUGCCAUGAGGGGAGGCCGGGGUGGUUAUGGCACUCAAAGAGAAGGAAUCAAAGCCCUGGACUUCCUGAGGAGGCAGCCAUACCAGCUCAACUCUGCCAUGUUUGGUGGAAACUACAUGCAGGGCCCCAACCAAUCCCAGAUGCAGCAGAGAGAGGGUUAUACUCUGAAUGCACCUCGCCAGAUCCCUGUCAAGGCUGCACGUGUCUACGAGAUCAAACGGUUCUCCACACCCACACCAAUGUCUGCCCCGACAAUGGCCCCAAAAGUUAUUGCCCCACGCUCCGCCACCACACUUGGAGACCGUAUAUCACGCUCUGACAUGAUAUCUCCACCACCGGCACCCCAACCCCGUCCUUAUGCCCCAGUUUCUGCCCCUGAACCUGCCCAUGUUCCAUUCCCUCCAGCCGCUAACACCGGGGGUCUUCCUGAGCUACCCAAAAUCUCUGCUAACCCCGUUCCCAAUGCCCACCCUCUCCCUUUCGUCCCGACUGCCUCCACGUCAGGUAUGUCCUACGGUGGCCUGCAAGCUGCCAAGCAGUUCAAGAGUGCACCUGAGCUUUAUACCCUGCCUCCCCUAAGGCCCGCACCUGUCCAGGUGCCCAAGCCACGCUUUGUCGCCACACGAGUGGGCAUCCAGCCCCGCGUGUGGAGGCCUGGUGCCCUGCCACAUUGAUUGGGUGACCUCAUCAGCCUCCCUUGAAGUCAGAAGUCACCAGUACAAUGAGGUCCCACUAUGCAUUUUCAUACAACCAACUUGGCUGCCAAAACUGCUAACAAUGCUCCAAGAUUGUGAAAACAUGCAAAAGGUAUACAUCAUAGAAUUCAAAGUUAGUUUGUGAUCAAAUGUAUAGCUCAUUAAAAAACUGUACCCAUUCAUGUUCAGUGUUUAGAAUGCUCAACAAUUAUCUGAAUCAUCUGAUGGUUUACAAAAAUCAAAUAAAAGAAAAUGUGAUUCAAAUGCUCAAACCUAAUACAUAUUUUGUAUCUAUUGUCAGCUGGCCACUUGGCUGGUUUGUCAUUGCUAUUUUCAUUAGCCAGUAUAAUCACCUCACAAAUUCUAAGCUUUUUUCGGAUUUGAGUGGUGUGCCCAAUUAUCGGUGCCACUGAUAAGUGACUUUAACCACAGAGAAUUUGUGGCUUGUAACUAACAUAAGUCUGUCAGCCACGCAGAUGCUUUCCCAAAUUAUCUAUGAGAGAGAAUUUUAUCAUGACAUAUUUCUGAAACUUAAACCACAGCAUCACAUAGGGGACAUUCAUGAAAUCCAACACAUAUGAUCAUCGUUAUAAAAUGGGGUCAAUGAUUUGAGCUGGGAGUUCAUGUAACAGAGUUGAGUACUACCAUUGACUGCAUGAAGGCUUUGAGCUGGCUGGGAAAUUGAAUGUACAGGUUCACUCAAACAAUUUGUGUCAGAUGCAGAUGCUUUUGUUUUCUAGAAACGAAUGUGAUGUGCUUAGAACUGAGUAUCUCAGAAAAUGCUUUAGCCACUCCUGGAUUAGGCAUAUCUUCUGGUGAAAAAAAUUAAAUAGACUCCAGGAAUUGGUUGGAUCCCUGAGGUCUGAAAACUUGCCAGAAGUGCUGCUAUGCUGAAUUGAGUCAGUCUUUUACAUCAACUUAAUUUUCCAGUUAACUAAGUUAGCCUGAUAAUUGUAUGUGCUACAUUUGUUGGAACCUCAAAACAGAACACAGGCUUGAGCAAAAUGUGCCAUAUCUGUUUUUACGCCGUGCACUCUAACUCUGCUUUGUUAAAAAAAUAUACUCCACAGCAAAAUAUGCUGAGCUUGAAGACAUAAAAAAGUACUUCGAUGUCUUCGACCUGCUGAAUGAGCUCUGAGUAAAGAACUAGUUGAACUAAGAUUCAGGUAGGGAUUUUAGCAGUUACAAUAUUCAACCCUCUUUCACAGUGAAGAAGAGCAUAGUUGUACUGUGAAGUUAAUGCUGACUGCAGUGAGAAGACAUGAGGUUUGCAUUUGUGUUCCAUGCUUUGGCCCAGACAGGUCAAUCAGAAAUAAUAUCUCUUUUGGCAAGGCCUGAACGGAACAGGUGUUCUGCUGUCAUGGCCUAUUUGUGGAGCCACAUAAGCAGUAAACUAGCCUGGAACACCACUGUCUUGGUGUUCGGUGUUCAAUCUCAUUACUCAAAAUGCAUAAAACUGAGUGCUAAGAUAAUGUUAAAUGUUUUGAGAGGGGAAAAAAAAGAGAAAAAAAACUUUGAUUGCUGCUUUAACCUAUUUUCUGUAAGGUCAAACUGAUUUGUGAUGGAAACGUAUGAGGCAAGUUUAAGACAGCAACAGAAACUGGACACAAAAGGUUCCUGGUUGGUGAUGCAGGUUGAGAUGUACUUGCUACAUAAUGCUAGUUUAGAUCAUCACCACACAUGGAAAAAGGAAGGAAUUUUAUAAGAAGGGUCUAUCAGAAUUGAUAAGGUUCCUAACUGCCAGAUACCCUUUUUUUGCUACUAGCCUUGUUUUUCUUUUCAAGACAAUGCAGCAGAAGGGUCAAGUGUCAUUUGAACCGACUUAUUGACUGUAUAUUGAAGUGUGAAUUCCCUCAGCCUUCAGUGAUGUGAGGAAAGUGAUAACGAACGACUGGGAUCUAAGACCUUGUUUGAGAAUGUAGAGGGAGCAAUUGAGAGAGACAGAGAUGCAAAGAAAUUCCACUAUGUGUCUUUUUUCAGUAUGAAACACUGACAAACCAUUGAAGAGAAAGUAGGAGUAAGACCUGGCAAGAUUGAAACGGUACAAUAAAUGUAGACCGUUAUAAGUGAACAUGGACAUUACCGUGAGAACAAACUCUUUGGAGAUUCCUGUAAAGAGAGCCAGACUACAGUAAGUGUAACAGGUAAUAUUUCUUUUACCAGAGCCUUGAUAGGGUCCAUUAUCACUCUCCAUGGCAAUGAUGUUUUUUGUUAUUUCUGGCUGUUUUAUUUGAUUGAAAAUGAAAGCUUGCAUAAAGUAGUUUGUGUACAUUGUGUACUGCUGUCUUGAUCAAUCAUUCUGUUGAACUUGUACUUUAGAAGGCUUUCUGCAUUAAAGAAGCUUAGAGUGUAAUGUUAAUAGUGAGGUUAAUCAUAGAGUGAGUGUGAGCAUGUCUAGUGUUUAUGAUGUGGCCAUAUUCAAGGGCAGAAUGUACUUUUAGUAAGACGUUUUUAACUGAAUAAAAAUAGACUUUGAAAUUUUA
Alosa sapidissima (American shad) is the source of this 6600-nucleotide messenger RNA. RefSeq names its product synaptopodin 2-like a (gene synpo2la). The transcript has 4 exons. Gene Ontology annotation, molecular function: actin binding. NCBI's taxonomy places the organism in Eukaryota, Metazoa, Chordata, Actinopteri, Clupeiformes, Clupeidae. Gene Ontology annotation, cellular component: nucleus; actin cytoskeleton; Z disc. The coding region runs from base 287 to 4096 and encodes 1269 amino acids. The record is from RefSeq and is a predicted model, not a curated record. Gene Ontology annotation, biological process: positive regulation of actin filament bundle assembly.